AUGAAUCCCCCUUCUCUCAUGGUAAACAACUCGUUAGGCAUCCGCCUUGACCGCAGAUCCUUCGUUCCUGGAGAUACCAUCACAGGACACGUCUUUCGAAGUACACCCAUCAUCUGUCCCGAUGCGAGGUUAGAACUUUGGGUGCAUGGAAAUGCGGUGUCCAGAUCGGGUGCAUCUAAGGUGUCUUUUGACCUUCUCUACUUCAAACAGCACCACGCCGUAUUAUACGAUGGUCCAUUGCAUAUUACGCAUGGCAGUGGAGAGGUUCGGUGGAGUUUCAGCAUUACUCUUCCUCAUCGCGUCGACCCAAGACUCAAUAGAGGUCAUACAUAUCGCAGUUACAUAUCGUUGGACUCGAGACCUGAGCUGCCGGCGUCGUACCAACUUCAGGGCUAUAGAGAGGGAGGUGCAUUUAUUGAGUAUCAUGUUGGAGCGAGACUAUUGCUCAAGGGCCACGGUACAACGGAAGAAUUGGGCUCCAUACACCCAUUUACAAUUGAACCAUUUCGUCCAGGUCCUCAUCUGGUGGAUUUUACAGUUCAGCGAUGGCGAUAUCGUCGGAGUGUGAAAAGCCGUCUACUCAUUCCUGGGGUGGACGAUACCAAACUAUCCUUGAGGCAGUCAUUUAAGCAAUCCUUCAAUACGCCCAAGGACCCAGAAUUCAAGUUCAACUUCUAUGUAGAAGUACCCACGGUCACUCAACUUGAUAGUCCAACACCCAUACCUUUCAGGAUGCUUGUUGCUCCAGACUGGAACGAUACUAGCGAGAUCAUACGAGACGUCCCGCAAGAGGUCAAACCGCUGUCUAUUCAGUGCUGGGUAGAAACCCACACCCAAUAUAUAACCGAAAGGUCGGAUGUAAUGGAUAGGGUUAUUGAAACUGACCUUGGACUUCGCCGUGCUAACGUCCAUGGAUUCAUGAGGACUCGUAUUCCUUGUGCGACUGCGUGGCAACCUAUUGACAUGGGAGAGAUACUCGACUUUCAGAUUUGCAACCCAACUAGACUCACAUUUUACAACAAUCAACCGAGUCUUACGCAUAGCUUUUGCACGUUCAACAUCAAGGUGAAGCACAAGUUGAGGUGGGAGGUGAAGUGCUCGAUCCAGGGUGAGAGAUUUACGGCAGAGGGGAUAUCGGAUUUGCUUAUAAAGAUGCCAAGUAGAGAGCGCGUUGUCGAGAGUGGUUCACCCGAGUCGAUUGAGUCGCCGGCACUUGGGGUUCAGGAAUCUGUUCAGACAUCAGAUGAAUCGUGGGUUAGGCCUCCUGAUGAAGACGCGCCGCCGACCUUUCUAGAAGUACAGAUCGAGGAUCUACGAGCAGGGAGGAGGAGCUGGACGUAA
This is a messenger RNA of Fusarium sp. VM40, 1341 nucleotides long. The record is from the annotation of a GenBank genome assembly. Lineage: Eukaryota; Fungi; Ascomycota; Sordariomycetes; Hypocreales; Nectriaceae.